Molecule: messenger RNA, 2074 nt
Organism: Lycium ferocissimum
Lineage: Eukaryota; Viridiplantae; Streptophyta; Magnoliopsida; Solanales; Solanaceae
Product: probable serine/threonine-protein kinase PBL19
Exons: 5
Coding region: 522-1745 (407 amino acids)
Biological process (GO): protein phosphorylation
Molecular function (GO): ATP binding; protein kinase activity
Source: RefSeq, a predicted model, not a curated record
GAUUUUUGCUUUGAGAAAAAUUCUGAAGUGUUCUUUUCUUGAUUUUCCAUGCUUAUCCUAAUUUUGUUCCUUUUUUAGCUACAAAAAGUUGGUAUUUUUUCACUAGUAGUCAAUCAAAAUUUUCUCUUUUUCCAGCUACUCCAAGUUCUUGACUUGUAAAAGUAGCAGAAGCUUAAAGAAAAAAAUCAAUUCUUUUUUCUGGUCCUCUUGGGGUAUUUUUCAUACAGAAAAAGUAUUUUUGGUAAUUUGGCAAGAGGGAAAAAAUUUCAAGAUUGUUGCUUUGAGAUAAAUGCUGAAGUGUUCUUUUCUUGAUUUUCCAUGCUUAUUUUAAUUUGGUUCCUUUUUUAGCUGCACAAAGUUGGUAUUUUUCCACUAUUGAUCAUCAAAAUUACUAAGAAGCAGAAACUUAAAGCAAAAAUCAAUCUUUUUUCUAGCCCUCUUGGAGGAUUUUUCAUAAAGAAACAGUAUUUUUGGUAAUUUGGCAAGAGGCAAAAAAUUUCAAGAUUUUUGCUUUAAGGAAAAUGCUCAAGUGUUUUUACAUAUUUAAAGAUAAAUCAAGGUCACGUAGAGGGAAAUCAGCACCAGAAUUGAGUAAUGAAAGAGGUGGUAAUAAUACAGAUGGGAAUAGGGUAACUAGGUCUACAGGUUCAGUUUCAUCUGCUAGAAGUAUACCAGAAAUGUAUAAAGAAAGAGAGCACAAUUUGAGAGUUUUUACUCUAUCAGAGCUUAAAGAGGCUACAAGGAAUUUUAAUAGGAUGUUAAAGAUUGGAGAAGGUGGUUUUGGUAGUGUAUAUAAAGGUUCAAUUUUGCCUCCUAAUGGGAAAGGUGAUCCUAUUAUUGUUGCCAUUAAGAGGUUAAACACACUUGGAUUGCAGGGCCACCGACAAUGGAUUGCAGAAGUACAAUUCCUCGGUGUCUUGGAGCACCCUAACCUUGUUAAACUUCUAGGAUAUUGCGCUACAGAUGGGGAAAGAGGGAUUCAACGCCUCUUGGUUUAUGAAUACAUGCAAAAUAAGAGCUUAGAGGAUCAUCUGUUCAACAGAUCUGUGCCAGUAGUUCCUUGGACAACAAGAUUGAAAAUUAUCCUUGGUGCCGCACAAGGGAUGGCUUAUCUGCAUGAGGGACUAGAAGUCCAGGUGAUAUAUCGAGAUUUCAAGUCAUCAAAUGUGCUUCUGGAUGAGGAUUUUAAUGCAAGGCUUUCAGAUUUUGGGCUUGCAAGGGAAGGGCCAGCUGGUGACCGCUCUCAUGUGUCUACAGCGCCGGUGGGGACUUUAGGAUAUGCUGCACCUGAAUAUGUGGAAACUGGACAUCUAUCGGUUAAGAGUGAUAUAUGGAGCUUCGGUGUUGUCCUCUAUGAGAUCCUCACAGGCAGGCGAACUUUGGAACGGAACUUUCCUGUGGUGGAGCAGAAGCUUCUUGAUUGGGUAAAACAAUUUCCUGCUGAUAGUAGAAGAUUUAGCAUGAUAAUUGACUCAAGGCUUCGAAACGACUUCUCACUUGUUGCUGCUAGGAGAAUCGCAAAACUGGCUGAUAGCUGCUUAAACAAGAACGCCAAAGAGCGGCCAAAAAUGAGUGAAGUAGUUGAGAUAUUGACACAGGCAGUACAAGAAUCACAAGAAACAACUUCGGUUGAAGUCACUGGUGCAGGUCCAUCUAGGCCUAUGCAACUUCCCUCGCCUAAAGAUCUCAAAAAGAAGACCGUCGCUGAAACUGCACGACGAAUGACCCCCUUAGCUCAGGCUUGAAUGCUCAACAGAUCGCGGAUCAAACUGAUUUCAGUCUCAAAAUUCAGAUCCUUAUGCACGAAACGAGUAAAUUUUUUCUAUAUAUAUAUAUAUAUAUGUGUAUGUUAAGUAAUAUUCUUUGGCAAAAGAAAGGGGCUCUUCACAUGUCCCCUUAGUUCUUUUUGAUACAGUAUGUUCUAGGAAGAGUAUGGCAAAAGGAGGGAGCUUAUCUUUUCUGUAUGAGUGAUACGAGCACUUGUAAACUCCAUAGUUAGGACCAGUACUCACUAGUGUGUGUGUGUGUAAAUACUAAAUCAUUUGUUAUCAAAGUAACAAAUUUUGUGUUGGGA